UGGGCCAAGUCUUUCGACAAGAGUGGGAGCCCAAUAGUGUGUUUAGAAGGUUAGACACAGUCCAUUUACUCUGUCGUUUAAAAAGCCCUUGCCUACAGAAAACCCUCGAAACCCUAGCAGUUGUUGUGGUCUUGGAGAGACGAUACGCAGAGGAGAUUGCGGCGAGGCAACACAAAGAUACAUCUCAUCUCCUUCAGAACAUUAAAUAACCAUGUCGAUCGGAGAGCUAGCUUGCAGCUACGCCGUCAUGGCCCUCCAUGACGAUGGAGUCCCUGUCACUGCUGAGAAGAUUGCCUCCUUGGUGGAAGCUGCUAACUUGAAGGUUGAAUCUUACUGGUUUGGCCUGUUCGCUAAGCUUGCCGAGAAGCGCAACAUUGAUGACCUUAUUGUGAGUGGCGGUGCCGGAGGUGGUGGUGUUGCAGUUGAUGCUGUUCCCAGGUCAGCUGGUGGCGACGCUGCAGCCGCCGCCGCUCCCGCUGCUGAGGAGAAGAAGGAAGAACCAAAGGAAGAGAGUGACGAUGACAUGGGUUUCAGUCUGUUUGAUUAGGAGCUCCUUUCAGUGUGUGAUGCAGUACUUUGCUAUUUUUAGUUACUUUUUUGGGUUAUUACCUUAUUAUCUUUUGUUUUAGGAGUUUAUCUUUUAUUCGUAACAAAUAUAUGUGUUCGUGUUGAGCGAAUUGUUCAGGGUCUUGUUAAUUUGAACAUCUUUAGUUCUUAAAAUUUUCCCAUCGAGCUUCUUGGUAUACUAUGUCUUUGGAGUCAGUUUUGGCUUCCUAUUAUUUAUAUUUUGCACAUUUUCUCUAA
Molecule: messenger RNA, 804 nt
Organism: Cannabis sativa
Lineage: Eukaryota; Viridiplantae; Streptophyta; Magnoliopsida; Rosales; Cannabaceae
Product: large ribosomal subunit protein P1
Exons: 4
Coding region: 212-547 (111 amino acids)
Biological process (GO): translational elongation; cytoplasmic translation
Cellular component (GO): cytosolic large ribosomal subunit; ribosome
Molecular function (GO): structural constituent of ribosome; ribonucleoprotein complex binding; protein kinase activator activity
Source: RefSeq, a predicted model, not a curated record